AUGGAUUGGAGGAAUGGUCUAGGCUUUACGGAUCGACUCAAAGUCAUCCAAUCUCUCACCACGGCCUACCAACAAGGUUCUUCUGCCUCUGCCUUCACGGAGGCACAAACACAAGCUAGGCGAUGUGAAAUUGAAGCCUACGAAAAUGCCGUUUCCAAGGAAGACUACGACGGUAUUUGUCAACGGGCAAUUGAUGCUGCCGAGACCGCAUCUGUAGCACCAGGGACUGGCACUGAUAACUUUCAUGAUGUAUCCCAGGAGUCGGAGACGUCUGACGUCCCAACGGGUGAAAUACUCGGCCAGUACACAUCGUGUUUCCAUCACUUUGACGGGCUGCAUUCCACGAUAUACAAGUCGAAAGCUGACGACGGUACGGUCCGCGCCGUGAAAGUAACCAUUCCGCAUCUCAUGACAGCUCCUCAUGAUGCUCAACGAGAAGCUAGACUAUUGCGUGAAGCCCAUGGUCCCCACUUUGGCAUUUCCUGGAAAGAAGGAGACCCCGGAUCGGAGCCAUCUCACGAGAAGAUCACGGACGUCGGAACCACCUGUUACCGACCCCCCGAGAUCCUAUUCGGCGACAAGACAUAUGGAACGGCUCUGGAUCUCUGGGCCGCAGGUUGUGUGGUGGCCGAAGCGAUUGGGGUGGGACAUCGAGCCCUAUUCGAUUCCGGCCCCGUGGGUAGCGAUCUAUCGCUCAUUGUGUCUAUAUUCAAAACACUAGGAACCCCGGACGAACAGAUCUGGCCGGGAGCGUCAAACCUGCCCGACUGGGGAAAAGUGCAAUUCUACGAUUUCCCGGCGCAGACCUGGGACGAUAUUCUGCCAAGGGCCUCCUCCAAUGGACGUGAUCUCGCCCGCCAGUUGCUCUGCUACGAGAGUAGCGAGAGAAUCACGGCCGACGAGGUAAGUCCACCGCGACCGCGCGGGCACUUGGACACCCGUAUUUCUCCACAUUUUAAUAUCAAAACAAACCUCCUUGCAUCUGGCCCCAUUGAGCCUCCCUAUUUCAUUAAGAUUCAGAUCAUAUCCAAACACCCACCUGGAGACGGGGGAAGACAACGUGAUGAGUGGAACUCCCAACUGAACCUUGAACUUGAAAAGAUCUUCGGCUGCACCGGAAAUUGCGAAUUGACACAUCGGGCAAUGAGAAUCGGGAACAUGGUUUCAUCCCGUGCCCCGCGUCGAAGCGAAGGAAAGUCGACCACGUUUGGGGGGUCUACGGGCGGCGCUAGUCGUUUAGUGAAGGGACCGAGGGUCUCCAUCAUCGUUCAAGAUCUUGUUAGCAUCAACUUCGCCAUGGUGCACGGGCAUGCCCACGUUCAUGAGCACCGCCCUCACGAAAUUGAGAUGCGGGGCUUCCUGGACGAAAGAUCCAACCCCUUUGAGGAUGCCUACGAUGCUAUGUCCAAAAGCUGGAAAGACGCGUUUGAUACCGACGAUGCUACCACUACCGCCAAAGAAGAUACCGCUACUAAGACUGCUGCGAACGUUGGUGUAGGUCCCGCAGUGGCAGCGACCAGAACAACCUCGUCUGAGACCAUGGAGAAACCGACCGAGGCGGCCCCUACUACGACCAAGAAUACCGAGAAGCAUGAAGCUACCACCACUAGCGAGAAAGAGGCCAUCAAGACCGUGACGCAUACCACACAAUCCACGGAAACUCGCACUGAGGAGCCUACCAAAGAGUCCACUAAGACCACAGCUGAGGCUAUUACCUUCACAUCUUCUGAGGAUAACAAGACAGUUACCAAGAUUGAACCUACGUCGACCACAAACAUCAGCUUUGUAACCUCGGUGACCUCUACGGCUGAACCUACCAAAGAUGUAAAUGUCCUGGCUGCGACCAACACUGUCUCGGCCACCAAUUCGGCUGCAUCAGCUUCAUCUACUUCGCUUAAAAACGAGUCCGAGGGAAUGUCCUCCGGUGCCAAGGCCGGAAUUGCCAUUGGUGUCAUUCUCGGUGUGGGUGUGAUUGCUGCUCUGAUCUUCUUCUUCAUCCGCAAGAAGAAACGCGCUCAGUCCUUGGAGGAGGAAAAGGAGAACGAGAAAUUAGCGUACAUUCUCCCGCCACCUUCCCCAGUCUCGAAGCAACUGAAUGCUUCAGCUGCUCCGCGACUCAAUGUUCGCCCGAUCACUCAGUUUGCGCCUGACCUGAGCGGCAAUGGCGACUUGAACCCGGCCUCUGCUGCUGGCGUCGCUGCCGGUGCCGGCACUGGGGCAGCAGCAGCAGCAGCUUCUCGCAAUCUUACCGGGAACUCGCCGCCUUCGACCCCUCCCAAGUCUGCCGCUGGCUCUAACCCGUUCAAUGACCCCGUCAAUCCAUUCAGUAAUGGCAACGACGUUGCUGAAGACGCGCCUGGUAUCGGACAGACCGCCGCAGGAGCUGCCGCCGCGGGAAUUGUUGCUGAAGCCGCCGUGGCCAACGAACGCGCUCCCUCUCACCCUGGGUCUUCCCCGAGCCCUGUCAGUUACGAUGGCGAGUCAGUUGCAUCUGCAACAUUCGCUGGUGAUGGUGCGGCUGGAAUGAGUGCCGUUGCGGGUGCCGCUGCUGGCACAAGCCCUAAUAAUGUCCACCGCGUGCAAAUGGACUUUAACCCCUCGAUGGAAGACGAAUUGGGCCUCCGUACUGGUGCACUGGUUCGAAUGCUCCACGAAUACGAUGACGGAUGGGCUCUCUGUAUCCGUCUUGAUCGGUCUCAACAAGGCGUGGCUCCACGGUCUUGCCUUUCUGCGCGCCCUGUGAAGCCUCGCUCGCGUCCUCCUCCUGGAGCUCGCGGUCCUCCAGUCAUGGGUCCAAACGGCCGUAUUCCCUCUGGUCCGCCGCGUGGACGCUUUUACCCCGGUGACGCUCGGCCAAGGUCCCCCGCUGGCCCUGGAUACGGCCCUGGUUAUGGCGGUCUGCCGCCUCCCCGCCCAUACCCUCAGAGCCGCUCUGCAUCACCCGUCCAGUUCCCCAUGCCUGGCCCAAUGGGCCCUUCAAUCCGACCAGUUCACCGUUCAAUGUCACCUGGCCCCGGUGUCCGACCAGUCCCUCGGUCCUUGAGCCCCGGGCCCAACGGACCUGCUGGCAUGCAGCGUCAACCUGUGAUGCCAAUCAACCAGCAACAGCGUAGUAACAGCGCCAGCAACUUCCCUCCCCCAAACGUGGGCCCUGCGCCUCCGCAGUCUCCCAGCCCUCUCGCUGUGGCCGAGCCUCCAGCUCCAGCUCCUACCGCCGAACUCCCCGCGCUUCCCAGUGCGCACACUUCUCCCGGAUCGCAGGCUCAUGGGGGACCUCUUCCCUCGCAAAACUUCUAG
Penicillium maclennaniae is the source of this 3297-nucleotide messenger RNA. RefSeq lists its product as uncharacterized. Gene Ontology annotation, molecular function: protein binding; ATP binding; cyclin-dependent protein serine/threonine kinase activity. Bases 1 to 3297 code for a protein of 1098 amino acids. The record is from RefSeq and is a predicted model, not a curated record. Gene Ontology annotation, biological process: protein phosphorylation. Gene Ontology annotation, cellular component: cytoplasm; nucleus. The transcript has 9 exons. NCBI's taxonomy places the organism in Eukaryota, Fungi, Ascomycota, Eurotiomycetes, Eurotiales, Aspergillaceae.